AAGAUGGACAUGAGCGCCUAUUUAGUUGUCUAGGCGUGUGACGGAAAAAAGUUCAAGAUACGUGCGUGUCGUUCGUGAACGUCGACGUGUACGGUACGAACCGCGGAAUCGAGUGAUCUUUAACUUGGUUAUCAAAGAAAACAGUCAAAGCACACGUUCGUGAUCACAAGUGACGCGGUAUUUGUCGUUCGCACGCGGGCGGAAAGGGGAAGAGAGGGAUGGUGGGUACGAAAGGAGACCCGAAUUUUUCACCUCAAGCAGAUGUGAUUGUCGUAAACAAAUUUCGCAUGCGUACGAUCAAGAGUUCGCGUUUAGGACACGUCGUGCACGUUGCUACAGUGUUGUUAACCACACCGUGAAUUCCAUUCGUGUGUUUCCGCGAAGUGCUCGAUAUAUGUAUAAGGGGUGUGGGAAGAGUGCGUUCUCGCAUCGACUUGGAAUGCUGCCGUGUUUUGAUGUGCCUACUAUUGCGCAUGAAAAAAAUUGUCCUGCCCUUGACAAUAGCCUAUUUACCCGAAGCAGGCCGCCUUUAUACCGCGCUUACCAGUGAUAAGAGGGGUUCAACCACCCACCUGCGUGUGCAUCGCUUGUCCCUCUCUCUUUUUCUCUACCUCUCUACGUAUUUCCUCUAAACGUAGUCGCAAACGAACGAGCGACCACAAGCGCGCGCGCGCGCACACUUUUGCGUGUUGUGUACACGUGAACACGCCCGCGUGUGUUUGUCUCUCUGUAUCAUCGUGUAUACAAGCAUUUCUUCAUAUCUGCCCGUGUGUGUAUACCCGCCAACCAUUGUGGUAACGCAAUAAAUUGUAUUAUUCGACGCGAUAAACAGGUGCACGCAUAGUUCUAGCCAUGAAAAACACUUCUCGAUACUUUUGAGUAUUUCCUUGAUCAAGACAUUCACAAAUGUGAAAUAUGUAAAUGGUAGCAAAUACUGUAGACCUCAGAUCGCGUGCAAUCCACCGCUCUGGGAUACCACAAGAGCUACGAAUCGUAGCGGGCGAAAUUAGACGAAACCGCGUGACAGGUGGAAUCCAAACCUACCAAGAAUCACGAUUGCAAAAAGUUGAAAACGUACACCCAGCUUCUGUGUCUUCUAAGGGAUUCGUAUGGAAAGGUUUUUAUUUUUUCUUGCAAAAUUAACCGUUUUCCAAUUCUGUAACCUUGAAAAACGUGGUUAGUUCGUAAUACACCUUUGUCCGAAUUCAUCCGAAAGAACGCUGCGACGCCCUUAGUACACAUUGAGUGCACAUGCACCAUGGUGGCGUGUUAUUGCUUAUUUACCCCCGACACGUGCUUCCACUGUUAGCGUGCCUCGAGUACAACGAUAUCGACGACAACCUUUCCACGAUAAAAGCAGGACGGCAGACACGUUGCGUAAAAAAGCAACAAUACGACUGCGCGGAUUUUCAAAUACGUUUCUCGAAUUUUUCUCAUGUUCGUGAAAGUAACGUUAUAAAAUUCUUCUGAUCGAGAUAUUUACGUCGUAUUUUCUCAGUGAAAAAUCGUUCCUAACGGAAGUGUGACCGUCGAAUCGAACUGCUGCUUUGACAACGUGGGUGGGAACACGCAUUCUACUACGAUGAACUAUUGGCAUAGCGUGUUUAAGUAUAAGAUGCGCGUUAUGAAUUGAUCAACUGUAAUCGUUUGUGUACCAUGUAAAUGGUACAGCAUAACGCGUCGCUAGAGGAUCCGCAAAAUUCUUCACAACAACGGCCUGUCCAAUCGUCAUUGCGACGAUGUCUUCGAGCAGGAGUCUAGUCUCUCCCUCUGGAGGUCCUGUUGUUCUCUGUGGUCACGUGAAGAAGCUAAAGACGCAGAAGAAAAAAUUCUUUGUGCUGCGUGGCGAGCCACCAGGAUACCCCGCGUGUCUCGAAUAUUAUGAUAGCAAAAAGAAGUUUGAAAACAGGCAGCCGCCAAAGCGCAGCAUCUUGUUGGACAGCUGCUUCAAUAUCAAUAAACGCGAGGACACCAAACACAAACAUGUUAUCGCAUUAUAUACGAAAGAUGAAUGCUUUUGCUUGAUUCUGGAGAGCGAAAAGGAACGGGAUGAAUGGCUGAAAGCGAUGCUUUUACUUCAGAGCGGAAAUGUAGCUGAUGGAGAGCAACCUCGGCCUAUAUUUGAACAUGUAUGGCAAGUCACAAUGCAGAAAAAAGGACUAGGUGAACGAAAGAAUAUACAUGGUCCCUAUAGGCUAUGUUUAACUGAUCGAACAUUAAGCUUAGUAAAAAUUGGGGCAAAGGAUAAUUCAGAUUCUAUAGAAUUUCCUUUAAUUUGCAUCAGGCGAUGUGGGUAUAUGGAUCGUAUCUUCUAUAUGGAAGUUGGUCGUUCAGCAGUCACUGGUGGUGGUGAAUUGUGGAUGGAAGCUGAGGACAACAAUAUAGCACAUAAUAUGCAUGUUGCUAUUAUGAAUUCUAUGAGCAAUUCUAGCGGUAGUAAAGAUGAUGUGGGACCACGUCAAAGAAAGCGUAGCUCAUCUGCCACUGAGGCUAGCAAGCCAAUUUUUGUGCUCCAACAUCGACAUACUGGACAAAAAUUCCAUAAUUCACCAUUGGAGGAACACAGGACACACGAGGAGCAGGUGGAUCCAGUUCAAGAACAGGAGCAAUCUAAUCAGACUCAGAGUACCUCUUCUUGCAAUACAGUCACGGUCGUUGCUGGUACCGGGGCUGGGACUGCUGGGAUUGCCUCGACUAAUACCAACUGUGCCACUACCACUAGACGUCGUCAUUCGGUAGCGAGUCAUCCCCAUUCCGUCAAUAAUUCCCAAUCCGUUCAUGUUACAACAACAACUACAACAACCACCACCACUAUUACCAUCACUACGACCGCUACCGUGACCACCACAACCACAACCGCGACAAUAUCCCAUCAGAGAACCUUGUCGCUGCCCUUAGCUGCCAUUAUCAAUCAAAUGCAAUCAUCUAAAAGAUCAGUUUUACGCUGUACAAAUGGGCGUGACAGAUGCGACAGUUUACCGUCGAGGGCUCGUACCACCAGCGAGAGUCAUCCAGCAUCGAUAUUAAGUCAUCCUAGGAGCUCGCAUUUUGCGUCCCAUGUGCUGAGACCGCACUCUAUGUAUGUAAAGGGAGUCUCCUACUCGCCACCAAUCGCUUCGAUGCCUAUCAGUCCCGCUUCCGGUGCAUGUUCCACGGACUCCGCGGGAUCAUCCCUUUCGAUGGACGAUGGUGGCGAAAAUGUGUUGGAAGAGGGCACUGUCUCGAGAUACGGACAUUCUUUAACACCUGACGAACCUGUUAUUCUGGAGGAGAAUGGCGACGAUUAUGCCCCGUGGUCCACGUCGCAUUCGCAUCAUAAAUAUUCGCCAAAUUUCAAGUCGCAUUCUCCUUCCCAGCAAAGUUCCUAUUUAGAAAUGUGCAGCCCUUGUGGAUCGAGUCCUGGCCGCAGUGGAGCCUACAUGCAAAUGAGUUCAGGUACAGGACAUUCGCAUUCACGGGGAUCUUCCCUUGUAGAGGAAUCAAACACUUUACCGGAAGGUUACGUACCUAUGGCACCCGUUGGCAACAAUGGAUAUGUCGAUAUGGAUCUUUCGCAUAAUCACAAUGGCCAUUUUCUUGAUGAUCUGUCGCAUGGUGGCAGUAGUUGUUCCGUUACUUCUGGUACACCUAGCACAGACUUACGAUUUUCUGAGUAUCAUCUAGACAAGAUAACGAGUUUCCUCCCUCCUGGAGAAGAUUUGCAAGCAAGACCAGCAAGAGCUUACUCCAUUGGGUCUCGGCCAGAACCCGUAAAUAGGCAUCGUAAAAAUAGAUUGGAUGUCACUCAGCAGGACGCUAGCAGAGUACGAGCAUUCUCUGUAGGUAGUAGAUCUAAGAGACCUGAGAUUGGCAGGUUAGCGAAUGUAGUUACUGCACCAUUACCAGUUGGUUGUGAAAGCUCAAGCUCCAAUAAGUCAAACUCGGCACCGUUGCUGUCGAGUUCUUGGGGGCACAAUUCUGGUUGUUCUGUAACUUCUGAACGAAUGGAAGAUCUAAUGGAAUUGGAUUUCACGAAACCUAGUAUUUCUACAACCUUUAAUUCACCGCCUUCAUCUUACUCGCAGUCGCAAUCUCAGUCGCAUUCGUACUCUACUGCCACCGACACCAGUUCCUAUGUUGAUAUGUCUCCUGGACAACCGCCCUCGUCGACCACUGCCCCGUACGUCGAUAUGAGCCGCAUAAAUAAGAUUAACCGUAAUAACAAUAACAAUACAAUCACUGCCAAUCAGAAUCAUAGUCACAUUCAUGUAUCGUCCUCUGCUUCCAUUCAUAAACCCGUAAUCACUACUUUGAAGCCGGUGGAAGAAGCAGAAGGAUCAUACAUGAGAAUGGAUGGUGUAAUGGAGGAUUGGUCACAAUCCGAUACAAGUCCUAAGCAAAUUUCAUCACCCAUGCAAGAAGAAUGUGUACAGUCGAAUGGGCCGCCAGGAGCCACAAGAACAGCACCAGUCGAUCUUCCACGGCGCCCACCUGCCGACUAUGUUGAUAUGAAUUUCAAACCAAGAACAAGUUUAGAACAAGACUACAUAAAUAUGAACAUGAGCAACCGAAACAAUCGUAAAAUAAUAGCUACACGAUCUGGUAGUCGCAAGGAAAAAUCACGUUCGCAGCCAAUCGCAAUCCAAGCAGGAAAUAAACCUAUAAAAACGCCUAGUUUCUUACCUCUAAACGGAAGUCCGGAAUCAGAAAGUUUAGCGAGUACUCCCGCGUCACCGCCGCGGGCAACUCCGACAGGUUCUUCAGCGACUAUUUUCCCUUUUUCUCUAAACAGUCCUCAGUCACCUGAGAAAUCAUUCACUCAUCAAAAGAGUACCGACGAAUCGUCAGAGCUGAAUAUGAGCUCCACAUGUAGUAACGAUCGUACAAUUAUAGAAGCUACAAGUAGUAGAAUUAGCAUGGUAAAUUCUAUUCCUGUAACGGAGGCGAAUAACACUUUGCCAAAAUUAAUUAACGAUAAACCGUCUAGUUCUACAGGAAAAGAUAAUCAAGUUAACCGAGUGAUAUUGAACAACUCGUUAACCUCGCAAGAUAAUACGUUAAAUGCUGUAACAAAAAAGUUUGCCGACUUAAAUGUAUCAAAGCCACGUUUGAUUACCGCUUCCCCGAACACCAGUCCCACAUUAUCCGGCUUUAAGCCAACCAUUGAAAAACAACCGCCGUCUCCAAAGUUGCAAGAUGAGACGCCAACGCCUACACCUAGCACCAUGCCAAGUCCAUUAGAAAAGGAGAGUUUUGAUAAAGUGCAAGCUGAUGCGGAAAUUUUGCACUACGCUAGUCUAGAUCUUCCUGAAGUUGGUAACACAGCACCUAUAUCGCCAGCAUCCCAAGAAGGCUUCAAUUAUGCUGAAAUCGAUUUCGCUAAACUUAAACAAAACUAAGAGGCCAUCGUUAGCUAUGCGAGUGAUGGAAUCAGUGUAAUAUGCGUGUGCGUCACGUAUCGUGAAAUGCUAUUGACCUUUUUUGAUCAUAUUGACGAGUAUUAACAGGACAAUCGAUCGUUCUAACAUUGGUCGAGCUAAAUUGACGAAAAGGAGUUAAAAUGAUGGUGUUGGAUGUAAAGUGUAAAUAGUUAAAUUUUGUUUCUUUGUUCCCAAUAUUUAAAUCGAGAUCAUUUUAUCCAUCGUAUACUUCUGAGUUCCGAAUGUUGCUUUUUGUUGAGUACAGUAGCGAUUAUGGGGAAUACUGUUAUAAAUUGAUACGACCUUUCUAGUUCGGGAACGGAAUGUAUUUGCAUGUUGCUUUCUGAUGUUC
This is a messenger RNA of Eufriesea mexicana, 5751 nucleotides long. It is a transcript of the gene chico, whose product is annotated as insulin receptor substrate 1 chico. The coding region runs from base 1740 to 5378 and encodes 1212 amino acids. Gene Ontology annotation, biological process: insulin receptor signaling pathway. The record is from RefSeq and is a predicted model, not a curated record. The transcript has 10 exons. NCBI's taxonomy places the organism in Eukaryota, Metazoa, Arthropoda, Insecta, Hymenoptera, Apidae. Gene Ontology annotation, cellular component: plasma membrane; cytosol. Gene Ontology annotation, molecular function: phosphatidylinositol 3-kinase binding; insulin receptor binding.